Molecule: messenger RNA, 8418 nt
Organism: Culex quinquefasciatus (southern house mosquito)
Lineage: Eukaryota; Metazoa; Arthropoda; Insecta; Diptera; Culicidae
Gene: ck
Product: myosin-VIIa
Exons: 10
Coding region: 978-7484 (2168 amino acids)
Cellular component (GO): myosin complex; cytoskeleton
Molecular function (GO): protein binding; ATP binding; cytoskeletal motor activity
Source: RefSeq, a predicted model, not a curated record
GCUCCCCAUCAUUACGAAAGCUCUACCCUUAACGUGUAUUAGUAGCAACUUUAACUCUCUCCAACUCCAACUCUCUCAUCUCUCGCCAACAAUUUUCCAACUAGACUCAUGCAAGUCGAGUUCAGUGCGCCGUCGCACCAAUGCAACCAGGUUAGUUCGAGUUGAACCGUGCUGGGCUGCGUACGCACACGUAAGUUAAGCUGAGUCUAGAGUGGUUGUGUGGUGAAGAAGUAGAACACAACUCCAGGGAGCUUUUUGCUGUGCUCCACAUAGAGCAGUGCUGCGAAAACUUUGCAACGGGGGGAAGCUUUAUUGUUUGAUUUUCAUCCAUUUUCUUUUUCUGGUUGAGUGAGGAAAAGUCACCGCACUUUGGGAGGGGUGUUUUUGGGGGAGACAAAUGGGCAGGUUUUUGAUUGUGUGAUCGUCAAAGUUUGGAAUGUCGUCUGCUGCUGCUUAGUGUGAUAUCGAAGAUCGAGGAAAAAGGGUGAAAAAAUAUUCAAAUUAGGAGAAAAAAAAUAUUUCUCCACCCAUUUUCGGAUCGGAGUGUGAGUGUAAUUAACGGCAUUUUAUCUCUUCAGAAAUAACAAAAUAAGGAAGGAAGAAGAAGUGAAGUGAAAGAAGAAUACACACACACACGGGGCUCAUCUGGAGAAGAGGUGCGCCGCCGACGAGCAGUGGAGAAAGAAAAGUUAAGAAGAGUUUAAGUAUAGAAAGUCAAAAGAUACGCACAUACAUACUCACACAUACACGCGCAUGUGAGGUGAGCUGAAGUUGAGAGGAAAAUAAGAAAAGUUUUUUGGAAGCUGCGCCGUGUUUCUGGAACGAGUUCAAGUGUGAUCUGCGUGGAUCGUGUGCAGUGACUUUGCUCUGGGAGUUAAUUGGAUUACGCGAGAGAGAGGCAGCAAAAAAAAAGCUCUCUUAAGGGCCACCGACUCAUCAUCCCAAUUGAUUAAAUCGGAAGUCAAUGUGGCGACAAGAUGGUUAUUGUUACACGGGGUGACUACAUAUGGAUCGAGCCCGUGUCCGGACGCGAAUUCGAUGUGGCCAUCGGAGCCCGGGUCAUCUCGGCCGAGGGUCGCCGCAUCCAGGUCCGCGACGACGAUGGGAACGAACUGUGGCUCACACCGGAACGCCGCAUCAAGGCGAUGCACGCGUCCUCGGUGCAGGGCGUCGAGGACAUGAUCAGCCUUGGCGACCUGCACGAGGCCGGCAUCCUGCGGAACUUGCUGAUCCGGUACAAUGACAACCUGAUCUACACCUACACCGGAUCGAUUCUGGUCGCGGUCAACCCGUACCAGAUCCUGCCCAUCUACACCGCAGACCAGAUCAAGCUGUACAAGGAACGCAAGAUUGGAGAGCUUCCGCCGCACAUUUUCGCCAUCGGGGACAACUCGUACGCGCACAUGCGUCGCUAUGGCCAGGACCAGUGCAUCGUCAUCUCCGGUGAGUCCGGCGCGGGCAAGACCGAGAGUACAAAGCUGAUCUUGCAGUACCUGGCGGCGAUCAGUGGGAAGCACUCGUGGAUCGAGCAGCAGAUUCUCGAGGCGAACCCGAUUCUGGAAGCGUUCGGUAACGCCAAAACGGUCCGUAACGACAACUCGUCCCGGUUCGGCAAGUACAUCGACAUCCACUUUAAUAACAGUGGCGUGAUCGAGGGUGCCAAGAUCGAGCAGUACCUGCUGGAAAAGUCUCGAAUUGUUUCGCAGAACGCAGAGGAGCGAAACUACCACAUCUUCUACUGUCUUCUCGCCGGGUUGUCCCACGAGGAGAAGCGCAAACUGGACCUAGGUCAAGCGUCCGACUAUCGGUAUCUAACCGGUGGAGGUUGCAUCAAGUGCGACGGUCGUAACGAUGCGGCGGAAUUUGCCGAUAUUCGAUCGGCUAUGAAGGUGCUCUGCUUCUCGGAUCAUGAAAUCUGGGAGAUUCUCAAGCUUCUAGCAGCACUGCUUCACACCGGAAAUAUCAAGUACAGAGCCACAGUUAUAGACAACCUGGAUGCAACCGAAAUCCCGGAACACAUCAACGUAGAACGAGUUGCGAGUCUGCUCGAAGUCCCACUCCAACCAUUCAUCGAUGCCCUCACUCGAAAGACACUCUUCGCUCACGGAGAAACGGUAGUGUCCACCUUGUCACGCGAUCAGUCUAUGGACGUUCGGGAUGCCUUCGUCAAAGGAAUCUACGGACGGCUGUUCGUCCUGAUCGUGAAGAAGAUCAACUCGGCGAUCUACAAGCCGAAAUCCACAACCAGAAGUGCGAUCGGCGUUCUGGACAUCUUCGGCUUCGAGAACUUCAACCAGAACAGCUUCGAGCAGUUCUGCAUCAACUUUGCCAACGAAAACCUGCAGCAAUUCUUCGUGCAGCACAUCUUCAAGCUGGAGCAGGAAGAGUACAAUCACGAGAGCAUUAAUUGGCAACACAUCGAGUUCGUAGACAACCAGGACGCACUGGAUUUGAUCGCCAUCAAGCAGCUCAACAUCAUGGCGCUGAUUGACGAGGAGUCCAAGUUUCCCAAGGGUACCGACCAAACCAUGCUGGCCAAGCUGCACAAAACUCACGGAACCCACAGAAACUAUCUCAAGCCCAAGUCCGACAUCAACACCAGCUUCGGGUUGAACCACUUUGCCGGGGUUGUGUUCUACGAUACCCGAGGUUUCCUGGAGAAGAACCGUGACACCUUCAGCGCUGACCUGCUCCAACUUAUCUCCAGCUCGACCAAUCGCUUCCUCCAGAUGGUAUUCGCUGAGGAUAUCGGAAUGGGUGCGGAGACCCGCAAGCGCACCCCAACCCUGUCCACUCAGUUCAAGAAGAGCUUGGACUCGCUGAUGAAGACCCUCAGCCAGUGUCAGCCUUUCUUCAUACGGUGUAUCAAACCGAACGAGCUAAAGAAGCCGAUGAUGUUCGAUCGAGCUCUCUGCUGUCGACAGCUUCGUUACUCCGGUAUGAUGGAAACGAUCCGUAUUCGUCGAGCUGGCUACCCAAUACGACACAACUUCCGGGACUUUGUCGAGCGAUAUCGGUUCCUGAUCAACGGAGUACCACCAGCUCACCGAACUGACUGCCGGAUGGCGACCUCGAAAAUCUGCGCAACUGUGCUGGGACGAUCCGACUACCAGCUAGGUCACACCAAGGUCUUCCUGAAGGACGCCCACGAUCUGUUUCUGGAGCAGGAGCGUGAUCGCGUGUUGACGAGGAAGAUCCUGAUCCUUCAGCGAUCGAUUCGCGGGUGGGUCUACCGUCGGCGGUUCUUGCGCAUGCGUCAAGCAGCCAUCACAAUUCAGAAAUUCUGGAAGGGAUACGCGCAGCGACAACGCUACAAGAAGAUGAAGAUUGGUUACAUGCGACUGCAGGCGUUGAUUCGAUCGCGAGUGCUCAGUCACCGGUUCCGUCAUCUGCGAGGCCACAUCGUGCGAUUGCAGGCUCGGAUUCGAGGGUAUUUGGUGCGGCGCGAGUACGGGCACAAGAUGUGGGCGGUUAUCAAGAUCCAAUCGCACGUACGGAGGAUGAUCGCCAUGAAGCGAUAUCAGAAGCUUAAGCUGGAGUAUCGACGACACCACGAGGCGUUACGAAUGCGCAGGAUGGAGGAGGAAGAACUGAAGCAUCAAGGUAACAAGCGAGCCCGGGAGAUUGCCGAGCAGCACUACCGAGAUCGGUUGAACGAGAUCGAGCGGAAGGACAUGGAGCAAGAAAUGGAAGAUCGUCGCCGGGUGGAGGUGAAGAAGAACAUCAUCAACGACGCAGCCAGGAAGGCAGACGAACCAGUAGACGAUAGCAAACUGGUGGAGGCCAUGUUUGACUUUCUGCCAGACUCGAGCAGUGAAGCUCCAACGCCACACGGUGGUCGCGAAACGUCGGUGUUCAACGAUCUGCCAGUGAACCAAGACAACCACGAAGAUAUUAUCGGACCCAUUCACACAAUCUCCGAAGACGAAGAAGACUUGUCUGAAUUCAAGUUCCAAAAGUUUGCCGCCACAUACUUCCAGGGCAACAUUACUCAUUACUAUUCUCGAAAACCGCUGAAGCAUCCCUUGCUGCCGUUGCACACGCAAGGCGAUCAACUGGCUGCACAAGCGCUGUGGAUCACGAUCUUACGGUUCACUGGAGACCUACCAGAGCCACGCUACCACACGAUGGACCGUGACAAUACGUCCGUCAUGUCCAAGGUUACAGCCACCCUGGGUCGUAACUUUAUCCGGAGCAAAGAAUUUCAGGAAGCACAAAUGAUGGGACUCGAUCCGGAAGCAUUUAUGAAGCAAAAGCCACGAUCAAUCCGACACAAGCUAGUGUCAUUGACGCUGAAGCGCAAGAACAAACUCGGCGAAGACGUGCGACGUCGUCUGCAAGACGAAGAGUACACCGCCGAUAGCUACCAGUCCUGGUUAGAAUCUCGCCCUACGUCCAACCUGGAAAAGCUGCACUUUAUCAUCGGCCAUGGCAUUCUGCGAGCCGAACUCCGCGAUGAAAUCUACUGCCAAAUCUGCAAGCAGCUUACCAACAAUCCGUCCAAGUCAUCCCACGCUCGAGGUUGGAUCCUGCUGUCCCUGUGCGUCGGUUGCUUCGCACCGUCCGAAAAGUUCGUCAACUACCUCCGAUCGUUCAUCCGCGAAGGACCUCCCGGGUACGCUCCGUACUGCGAGGAUCGCCUCAAGCGAACCUUCAACAACGGAACUCGAAAUCAACCCCCGUCGUGGUUGGAACUUCAGGCAACCAAGUCGAAGAAACCGAUCAUGCUGCCGAUCACCUUCAUGGACGGCAACACGAAAACGCUGCUCGCGGACUCCGCCACUACGGCGCGGGAGUUGUGCAACCAACUGUCGGACAAGAUCGCCCUGAAGGAUCAGUUUGGAUUCUCGCUGUACAUUGCACUGUUUGACAAGGUUUCGUCACUUGGUAGCGGUGGUGAUCACGUGAUGGACGCAAUCUCACAGUGUGAACAGUACGCCAAGGAGCAGGGUGCUCAGGAACGGAACGCCCCUUGGAGGUUGUUCUUCCGGAAGGAGAUCUUCGCUCCGUGGCACAAUCCGAUCGAGGAUCAGGUGGCUACGAACUUGAUCUACCAACAGGUGGUUCGUGGGGUCAAGUUUGGUGAGUAUCGGUGCGACAAGGAGGAAGAUCUGGCGAUGAUCGCCGCCCAGCAGUACUACAUCGAGUACAACACUGACAUGUCGAUGGAUCGGUUGUACACGCUGCUGCCGAACUUUAUCCCGGACUACUGUCUUACGGGUAUAGAGAAAGCUAUCGAUCGUUGGGCGGCGUUGGUCUUGCAGGCGUACAAGAAGAGCUACUACCUCAAGGACAAAGCACAAGCGUUGAAGGUCAAGGAGGACGUCGUCAGCUAUGCCAAGUACAAGUGGCCGUUGCUGUUUUCCCGGUUCUAUGAAGCUUAUAGAAAUUCCGGUCCGAACCUGCCGAAGAACGACGUGAUCAUCGCCGUCAACUGGACGGGUGUGUACGUGGUCGACGAUCAGGAACAGGUGCUGUUGGAGUUGUCCUUCCCGGAGAUUACGGCCGUGUCGAGUCAAAAGACGAACAAGGUCUUUACGCAAACCUUUUCGCUGUCUACGGUGCGGAACGAGGAGUUUACCUUCCAGAGUCCGAACGCCGAGGAUAUCAGGGAUUUGGUGGUGUACUUCUUGGAGGGGUUGAAGAAACGCUCAAAAUAUGUGAUAGCACUGCAAGACUACAAGGCACCGGGAGAAGGUACAAGCUUCCUGUCGUUCCUGAAAGGUGAUUUGAUCAUCUUGGAGGAGGAAAGUACCGGGGAGACCGUCCUGAACUCCGGUUGGUGUAUAGGAUGCUGCGAGCGAACUCAGGAACGUGGUGACUUCCCUGCGGAGAUCGUUUACGUGCUUCCGACACUGACCAAACCCCCGCCGGACAUCUUAGCAUUGUUCAGCGUAGAAGACGCUCACCACGGCAAGCGACUCAACUCGAUCCAUUCCAACGGGGGCACGGAAACCCGCGAGCGGCCACACACCUUAGCCGACUACUCGCUAGAUCACUUCCGGCCACCUCCAAAGCGCACCAUGUCCAAGGCACUGUCCACAUUGAGUUCGAAGCGCGGUGGAGACGAGCUGUGGCGUUACUCGAGGGAUCCGUUGAAGCAACCGCUGCUGAAGAAGCUGCUGGCAAAGGAAGAGCUCGCCGAGGAAGCUUGCUUGGCGUUCAUCGCCAUCAUGAAGUACAUGGGAGAUCUGCCAUCGAAGCGACCUCGGAUCGGGAACGAAGUGACGGACCACAUCUACGAUGGUCCACUGAAGCACGAAAUCCUGCGUGACGAGAUCUACUGCCAGUUGAUGAAGCAGCUGACGGAGAACCGAAAUCGUGUGUCGGAAGAACGUGGCUGGGAGUUGAUGUGGCUAUCGACGGGUCUGUUCGCCUGCAGUCAGCAGUUGCUCAAGGAGCUGACGCUGUUCCUGCGAAGUCGUCGCCACCCCAUUUCGCAAGACUCGCUGCACCGUCUACAGAAGACCAUCCGCAACGGCCAGCGCAAGUACCCGCCCCACCAGGUCGAGGUCGAAGCGAUUCAACACAAAACGACCCAGAUCUUCCACAAGGUGUACUUCCCGGACGACACGGACGAGGCGUUCGAGGUGGACUCGUCAACGCGGGCGAAAGAUUUCUGCCAGAACAUUUCACAGCGGCUCAACUUGCGGUCCAGUGAAGGUUUUAGCUUGUUUGUAAAAAUAGCCGACAAGGUGAUAUCAGUGCCAGAAGGAGACUUCUUCUUCGACUUUGUACGCCAUCUGACCGACUGGAUCAAGAAGGCCCGGCCGACGCGGGACGGCACGAAUCCGCAGUUUACGUACCAGGUGUUCUUCAUGAAGAAACUGUGGACGAACACGGUACCGGGCAAGGACAAGAACGCCGAUCUGAUCUUCCACUACCACCAGGAGCUGCCGAAGCUGCUGCGCGGGUACCACAAGUGCUCCAAGGAGGAAGCGGUCAAGCUGGCGGCGCUGGUCUACCGGGUGCGGUUCGGCGAGAGCAAGCAGGAGUUGCAGGCGAUUCCUCAAAUGCUGCGGGAGUUGGUCCCCUCGGAUCUGAUCAAGCUGCAAACGACCAACGACUGGAAGCGGUCGAUCGUGGCUGCGUACAACCAGGACGCAGGCAUGUCCCCAGAGGACGCCAAAAUCACCUUCCUCAAGAUUGUCUACAGAUGGCCAACUUUCGGAUCGGCGUUCUUCGAGGUCAAGCAAACCACGGAACCCAACUAUCCGGAGAUGCUCCUGAUUGCCAUCAACAAGCAUGGCGUUAGUCUGAUCCAUCCAAGCUCAAAGGACAUUCUGGUCACCCACCCGUUCACGCGCAUUUCCAACUGGUCCUCGGGGAACACGUACUUCCACAUGACGAUCGGCAACCUGGUGCGCGGUUCGAAGCUGCUCUGCGAGACGUCCCUCGGCUACAAGAUGGACGACCUGCUCACGUCCUACAUUUCACUGAUGCUGACCAACAUGAACAAACAGCGAACGAUUAGGAUUAAGUGAGCCAGUUUAGAAGCGUUUUUUUUUCUUCGUUUGUUUUUAAAGUAACUUGGACGAACUUUUUGUUUUUCGUUGGCUGGCUUCGAGUAUUUAUUUUGUUUGAGCUUUGCUUACUUUUUUUGUUUUAGCUUGCACAAGCAGCAUUAUUAUCGUAAUAGGAGCAUUAGAACAAAUUGUGUAAUCCCAAAAAAAGGAAGCUUAGGCCAGGGAUCGCACUUCGAUUCUACCUUGAUAUUAGCGAGAUCAAACAUAUCACCUUAAUGUUAAGCCCUCUUCAAAUCGUUGUAUAGAAGUUAAUGCUAUCAAAAUUGUAAAAUAUUCUUAAUUGUACACUUUCGGCAUGUUUUAAAUUACUAUCGGUGACCUUUUAUUAGCCAUUUUAGCUUACACAUAAUGCUGUUCGUUUUACUUCACCCUCCCAAAAACAAACGCUUUUAUUUAUUCACACACAUUCCAGCUGAGCUACCACUCAAAACUCUCCAAACACUAUACUGUUAGAAUUUAAGUUAAACCAUUUUGCCAGCCUAAGUAACUUCAAGAAUAAUCCGGAUGAGGAAGAUAAAAAUCGGUGCGGAUAAACGGCAAAAUAGUAAAUAAACUUAGUCGUCAAAAUUUCAAGCUUUCAAGCCUAUAUCAAGCAAAAAAGCGUGGCAACGCGAUACGCAGAAACGUGCUCAAAUUUUGGUGUGCGAUCGGUGGAGUGGCUGAGGAAUUGUAUGAAUGGGCCAUGGAGUGUGAUUGCGGGGUUUUCAGUUAUAUGUUGAAUGAUUGCGGCUGAAUGCAAGGCUUGGUAUAGGGAAUGCUCUAGGUGGAUUUAUUUUUGUAUGUAAUAAGAUUCAAUAUUUUUGUAAUUUUAAUAUGACCUUGUUAUGCAUACCUUUAUUACUAUUUACUAUAAAUGAACGAUUAUACAAUAAAUGCUACAUAGUGAAAUAAA